UUUCCAACCCAUCUCUUGCUCAAUGCUUCUGACUGUUGUUCCUUAUGGAUCAGCUAUUGAUUGGCAGCUAUUGAUUGGCUAAUUGAUUACCCAGCAUCUCUUUCUUCACCAGGGAGCAGGCCACGUGCUCCGGUAUUAGCUGGAGAGGUCUCAGAACCGCUGCGGCUGCCAUGCGGAAGAUGCUGCCCAGACAAGUUUAUUGUCCUGUUGACGAUUUCCACAAAUCCAUCAGUGGUAUCUGUCGAGCUCUUACUGUGUGUAGAGCACUGUACUAAAUGCUUGGGAGAAUACAAUAUGGUAAGUAGACACUAUCUCCACUCUCAAGGAGCUUGUUUUUCUCCCCCAAACCUUUCAACCCAACUGUUUCCUUGUGCCAUCCCUGAAGGUGAGAAAGGAUUGGGAGCUGUAAUCUCUUGAAGCCCAGAGAGGUUGAGUGACUUCUAAGAUUAUACAGCACUUUAAGACUGAGGAAUAUGAGAAUUUAGCAGCCCCCUUCCAUGGCUUCGUCAUCUGCCUUCUGCCCCUGAUGCAGGAGAACCCAGGUGGGAUGGGACUCUUCUGGGGCUCCUGCCAACAUGGCAUCAAUGAGCUGGCUGCAGUCAUGGGACCCAGCACAGCCAGCGCAAGGACAGGAGGAGAAAUUGACAUCAACGAUGAGAGGGUAAAGGGCCACGGUCAUUUCUCCAUCUGAGAAAAGGAGAAGAUGGUCCCAAGGGUCCUCCGCCCACGAUGUCUCUCUCCAACCACACUCACGUCAACCCCACCUCCUUCUUCCUGAUGGGCAUCCCUGGGCUGGAGUCAGCCCACUUCUGGCUGGCCUUCCCUUUCUGCUCCAUGUACCUCCUGGCUGUGCUGGGCAAUGUCACCGUCCUCCUGGUGGUGGCCACAGAGGCCAGCCUGCAGCAGCCCAUGUUCCUCUUCCUGAGCAUGCUGGCCACCCUGGACUUGCUGCUCUGCUCUGCUACCGUGCCCAAGAUCCUCGCCAUCUUCUGGUUUGACGCCAGCUGGAUCUCCCUGGGGGCCUGCGCAGCCCAGAUGUUCUUCAUCCACGGCUUCUCGGCCGUGGAGUCGGGCGUGCUGCUGGCCAUGGCCUUGGACCGUCACGGGGCCAUCUGCCAGCCCCUGCACUACGCCACCAUCCUGACCCGCGCCAAUGUGGCCAAGAUGGGGGCCGCAGCCUUCCUCCGGGGCCUGGGCCUCAUGACCCCGCUGACCUGCUUGGUGCAGAGCCUGCCCUAUUGCUCCCAGGUCAUUCGGCACUCGUAUUGUGAGCACAUGGCAGUGGUCAAGCUGGCCUGUGGGGACACCACGCCCAACAACAUCUACGGCCUCACGGCUGCCACCUUGGUGGUGGGCAUGGACGCGCUGGGCAUCGCCGUCUCCUACGUGCUGAUCCUGCGCGUGGUCCUGGGCCUGCCAUCCCGGGAAGCCCGGACCAAGGCCUUCAGCACUUGUGGCUCGCACCUAUGCGUCAUCCUCAUAUUCUACAUGCCGGCCCUGUUCUCCUUCUACACCCAACGUUUCGGCCGCCGCGUCCCAUCCCAUGUCCACAUCCUCCUGGCCGACCUCUACCUGCUGGUGCCACCCAUGCUCAACCCCAUCAUCUAUGGCAUGAAGACCAAGCAGCUUCGGGACCGGGUGGCCUGGAGCAUCCACAGAAGCCUGGUUCUGGCUCCUUGGGGUCUUCCCCAACAUCCCCCACCCCCUGCCAUACAUGGUCCUUUUCCUUCAUGACCACGCUCAAAUAAACACGCUUGCACGGGCAUCUGCGUUCGCCCAGACGCCCAAUCCCACUCACCGCAACAACCCAUAAGACUGCUCGGCCCCA
Molecule: messenger RNA, 1828 nt
Organism: Ornithorhynchus anatinus (platypus)
Lineage: Eukaryota; Metazoa; Chordata; Mammalia; Monotremata; Ornithorhynchidae
Product: putative olfactory receptor 52P1
Exons: 3
Coding region: 730-1734 (334 amino acids)
Biological process (GO): G protein-coupled receptor signaling pathway
Cellular component (GO): membrane
Molecular function (GO): olfactory receptor activity; G protein-coupled receptor activity
Source: RefSeq, a predicted model, not a curated record